AUGACGACACCACCGGAACCGGUGAAGCUCAUCGGCUCGGGCAACAGCCCGUUCGUGCACCGCGCCGCGGUGGCCCUGCGCCUCAAGGGCGUGCCCUACGAGUUCAUCCGCGAGGACAUGGGCAACAAGAGCCAGCUGCUGCUCGCGAGCAACCCCGUCCACAAGAAGGUGCCCGUGCUCCUCCACGGCGACCACCGCGCCGUCUGCGAGUCCCUCGUCAUCGUCGAGUACGUCGACGAGACCUUCAACGGGCCGCCCCUUCUCCCCUCCGACCCCUACGACAGGGCCGCCGCCCGCUUCUGGGCGCACUUCCUUGACGACAAGUGCUCUAGGCCGUUCUGUCUGGCACACUGGGCGGAGCAGGGUGAGGCGCAGAAGGCUGUGGUGAAAGAGGCCAAGGAGAACCUGACGCUUCUGGAGGCGCAGCUCAACAGGAAGAGGUUCUUUGGUGGCGACACGCCCGGCUACCUCGACAUAGCCUCGUGUGCUUUAGGUCUUUGGCUCAGCGUGCUUGAGGAGGUGACUGGAGUGACCUUGGUGGACGACAACGAGUUCCCUGCUCUAUGCCAGUGGGCCAAAGAGUACAAAUCCAAUGAAGCUCUCAAGCCCUGCAUGCCGGACAAGGACCAAGUCGUCGCCUACUUCACUGAAAAUAAGGAGAGGUACAAAAUGUGGGCCAUGACAACAUUGGGGCAGUAA
This is a messenger RNA of Miscanthus lutarioriparius, 699 nucleotides long. The record is from the annotation of a GenBank genome assembly. NCBI's taxonomy places the organism in Eukaryota, Viridiplantae, Streptophyta, Magnoliopsida, Poales, Poaceae.